Coniophora puteana RWD-64-598 SS2 is the source of this 1651-nucleotide messenger RNA. RefSeq lists its product as uncharacterized. The transcript is spliced from 7 exons. Gene Ontology annotation, molecular function: RNA binding. Lineage: Eukaryota; Fungi; Basidiomycota; Agaricomycetes; Boletales; Coniophoraceae. The record is from RefSeq and is a predicted model, not a curated record. The coding region runs from base 34 to 1569 and encodes 511 amino acids. Gene Ontology annotation, cellular component: U2-type spliceosomal complex. Gene Ontology annotation, biological process: mRNA splicing, via spliceosome.
GACCACCAACUUCGUUUAGACCAGCACCGCGCCAUGUCAGGAGUCCUUGCAACUGAAGUCCGCAAACACGCACCACGGCCGGCUCGCGCUGCAGGCCGGUAUUGGAAGGGAAAGGCACCAAAAGGUGCCGCGGCCGCUGGCUCAGACUCGGAGGAUGAAGAAGAGGACGAGGGCUCCGAACUCGAGCAUGGUGACGUACCUAUUACAGGAGAAGGAGACCUGGACGCCGAGGAAGAUGAGGACGAGGAGUUAGCACCGGUGAUAGCACCUUCGAGGGCCAAGGCAAUAAAUGUGUCCCUCAAGGAUGUCAAUAUUUCCAGGGACGGGAAGGUUAUUGUUGCUGGGAGGGAAGAGUCUGGGCGGACUGCGAUGGAGGAGUCGGAAGAGUCCGAGUCUGAGGAGGACGAGGAGGACGAGAAGCCAGCCCGGGCCGUAGCUGGUGCAGAGGAGGAUGAAUCAGAAGAGAGUAAUGAAGAAGAGUCUGAAUCUGAAGAGGAGCAACCUAAAGUGCAGUUCAGACCUGUUUUUAUUCACAAGCGAAAUCGGGCUACUAUUGCUGAACGAGAUGCUAUGGCACAGGAUACCGAGGAUGUGCUCCAGCAAAAGGAAGCGGCGGCGGAGGAGAGGAAGAAACAGAGUCACGACAUGGUAGCGGAGAGCAUCCGCCGAGAACUUGCUGAAAAGGAGAAAGAAGACGUAGUUCCAGAUGUGGACGACACAGACGGUUUGGAUCCGGCGGGGGAAUUCGAAGCCUGGAGAUUGAGGGAGCUGGGAAGAAUCAAGAAGGAGAAGGAGGAAGAAAUUCGCCUAGAGCAGGAGCGCGAAGAGGUCGAACGGCGUAGGGCACUACCGGAAGAGCAGCGGUUGAAGGAGGACAUGGAGCGUGCGGAACGAACUCGAGCGGAGAAACCAAAAGGACAGCAGAAGUUCCUUCAGAAGUAUUGGCACAAGGGUGCUUUCCAUCAGGAUGAAGAAAUUCUCAAACGUCAUGACUUCACGGAAGCAACGGAGUCAACUAUGGAUAUAUCAAUGCUACCUAAGGUCAUGCAGGUGAAGAACUUCGGCAAGCGCAGCCGUACAAAGUAUACACACUUGCUCGAUCAAGAUACAGCCGCUGGUAAUGGCGGGUUUGGGGGUGCUGGAUCCGUCAAGAGCGGAGGGAAGGGUACCGAGGGGGGAGGCUGCUUCCUUUGUGGGGGUCCUCACCUGAAGAAAGAUUGCCCGCAGAACACAGGUCCAAACGCUUCUGGUUCAAAUGCAGCACCACUUGCACACAGUAAAGGAGACACCAGAUCAUGGCGUGACCGUGAGGAUGACAGUCACGAUCGUCGCCCUCCCAAAGACGAUGGCAGACGCUCGUCUUAUCGACCCAAUUAUCGAGACGAACAAGAGAGGAACGGGUUCGACUCCCGGAGCAGUCGACGUCGGUCUCCUUCGCGGUCACGGUCUCGCUCGCCCGCAGGUGGGAGACGCGGGUACGAUCGCCACGACGAUCAUAGACGAGCCGUACGCCCGCUUUCUCGAGAACGCGACGAUUCAUACCGGGACAAGCGCCGGCGGCUAGAUUAGACAUGUACGUGUACACUAUUACUUAUAUACACCAUCCUCUUCUUGAGAUCUGGGGCUGAAAUGUUCGAUCUGGGAAGUUGAC